Messenger RNA from Lasiodiplodia theobromae, 561 nucleotides. Its product is annotated as Glutathione S-transferase. The record is from RefSeq and is a predicted model, not a curated record. Lineage: Eukaryota; Fungi; Ascomycota; Dothideomycetes; Botryosphaeriales; Botryosphaeriaceae. The coding region runs from base 1 to 561 and encodes 186 amino acids. The transcript is spliced from 2 exons.
AUGCCUAGGCGCUUCUCUCGCGAGGAGCCGCUCCGCUUGAAGGUCCUUCGUCAGACGGUCCAGCGCGCACCUCAAGAUAGAGACAGCAAUAUCUCCAAGGAUGCCAGCUCCCCGAUCUCCGCAGAGGAGCAUAAGGAAAAUAUCCACCAACCAGUUCAACCCGCAUUCCCGGUCCAACCGCCUAUCGGUCCCAAGAACGACCCUCCGUGGCAGUACGGGGCGAGUCCAUGGCGCAACCACCCCACAGUGCGGAGGUACUCGGACGAGGCUUUCAUCUUCAUACCAGCUGUUUCGUACCCUACUGUUUCCGAUGCGGCCAUCGCGCUGAUCGCCUGGUUGCGUCAGCCCGGCAACCUUUGUCGACCGUUGAAGGCGCCGCUUCACUCGGGCGUCGUGAGGAUCGAUGGUGUGGGUUGGGUUGUAACACUUGGCAAUCGUCCUGGUGCGUUGGACCGCAUGACGUUGCUACUGGAGUGGAAGGCGGGUCAAACCCUGAUGUUCGGGGGUGUUAAGCGCAUUAUCAGCAUGCAUACCCACAUUCCUUUGGAGUGGCUUCUCUAA